AUGGAAAAGGAUCGCAAAGCUCUUGAGUCACAAAUAAACACAGUAAAUACCAAAUUGGACGCCUUGGAGAGAUACAUUCGCAAGACGAGUAUUGAGAUACGUAAUGUUCCAAAAAUAAGAGGUGAAACUAGGGAGACUUUAUUCAAAUAUGCACACACCCUAAUCACGAACUUAAAUGUACCUAUGGAACAAAAAAAUCUUCGUGAUGUCCAUCGUUUGCCAAGCAAGGCUGAGUUAGGGAGUAGUCUACAUAAGAGUCAGGUAAUUGAUGCAGUAAAACGCUAUAUUAAAGACAAUCCUAAGGAUUCACUUAACUGUACUCAUAUGGGAAUUAUGAAUGUUAAAUCAUCAAUUUACGUAAGUGAACAUCUGAAAACAAAAUCUAAAAGACUAUACUUUCUUGCAAGAGAUGUAGCCAAAACUAUGGGUUAUUCAUAUUUUUGGACGUCAAACGACAAUGUGUACUUGCGCCGUAAAGAAGGAGACCCUCACAUUCUCAUAAGAACCGAAUCCCAGCUGUUCGAACUUAAAAAUACUAAAUGA
This is a messenger RNA of Parnassius apollo (apollo), 543 nucleotides long. The record is from the annotation of a GenBank genome assembly. Lineage: Eukaryota; Metazoa; Arthropoda; Insecta; Lepidoptera; Papilionidae.